GCGCUGGUUAGACCCGCUCGUUCAGCGCUUUAAAGCGGCAGAAAUGUCCCUCACAGCCACCGUUUGACACAAUAACUGCACACACAGCACACAGGACAGUGUGCCGCCGUCCUCUGCGCCGUCGUACAGCCCGCAGCGGCGGUGUGGGACGCGGCGGGAGCGGAGCGAGGAGCGCGACAGCGACACGGUGGGAGCUGCGGAGAGCGAGCGAACCGCAGCAGAUAAAAACCUCCAGCUCCUGCUGACAUUUUCUAUCCGGACACCGCGGCUGGAAAACGGACACUCGGAGCGCGGAGAUGCCGGGGAUGAUGGAUAAAGGCUCGGAGUAUUUGGGGAAAGGUCGCUCGAACGGAACCAAGAGUCCGUCCAACGCUUCUAACGGACAUUUUUCUGACGAAAGCGGCAGCGACGACGAACACGAUGUGGGGAUGCGGGUCGGAGCCGACUACCAGGCCAACAUUCCCGAGUUCGAGCCCGGUGAGGGUCCGCUGGUUUGUACCGGAGUGACGGACCGAGGUAGCCUCGGCUCCACCAAGUACUCGGACAAAGACAGCGGCGGGAUGCUCGUCUGGUCUCCGUAUCAUUGCAUCAUCGACUCCAAACUGGACGAAUACAUCGCCAUCGCCAAAGAGAAACACGGAUACAACGUGGAGCAGGCUCUCGGGAUGCUCUUCUGGCACAAACACAACAUUGAGAAAUCUCUGGCCGACCUUCCGAACUUCACUCCGUUUCCAGACGAGUGGACGGUGGAGGAUAAAGUUCUGUUCGAACAGGCCUUCAGCUUCCACGGGAAGAGCUUCCACCGCAUCCAGCAGAUGUUACCAGACAAAUCCAUCUCCAGUCUGGUGAAGUACUACUACUCCUGGAAGAAGACUCGCUCCAGAACCAGUCUGAUGGACCGACAGGCUCGCAAGCUGGCCAACAGGAGCAACCAGGAAGACAGUGAUGAGGAGAUGGAGGAGGCCAAUCCCGUAGAAGCCAACGACAGCGACUACGACCCCAACAAGGAGACCAAGAAAGAGAACCAGGUGGAGCCAGCGGUACUGGGCUCUAAGGUGGCUCUGGGCCGGCGGGAGCACCAGACCCUCCAGCACCGGCACCACCAGCGCUCUCGCUGCCGCCCCCCCAAAGGCAUGUACCUGACCCAGGAGGACGUGGUGGCCGUGUCCUGCAGCGCCUCGGCAGCAAACACUCUCCUCCGUCAGCUGGACAUGGAGCUGGUGUCCCUCAAGAGACAGUGUUUACGUCUCGUUGUUCAGGUGCAGAAUGCCAAACAGAUGAACAGCGGACUGAAACACGUUCUGGAGUCUGGGAUCGAAGAGUUCAGGCUGCCUGAGUGUAACCAGAAGGUGAACGCCCGCUGGACCACAGACGAGCAGCUCCUGGCUGUUCAAGGUGUCAGGAAAUACGGGAAAGAUUUCCAGGCCAUCGCCGACGUCAUCGGCAACAAGACGGUGGGCCAGGUGAAGAACUUCUUUGUGAACUACCGGCGGCGGUUCAACCUGGACGAGGUGCUGCAGGAGUGGGAGGCCGAGCAGGGGACGCGAGCUCCCAACGGAGACAGCGCCACCUCUGGAGAGGAGGGGAAGAACAGCUCCACCACUCCGUCGGGGAAGAGCACCGACGAGGAGGAUGAAGAGGGUCAGGUGACUUCCUCAGGUGCGUCUCCUGCUGCCUCCUCGUCUUCUUCAGCUCAGAUUCCAGUGACUUCCAGCACCUCCUCCUCCUCUCUCCAUCAGCCCCCUCCCCUCCUGCGGCCCUCCCUACCCGCCACGCCCUCCCUGCACCGCCAGCCGCCGCCUCUCCAACAGCAGGCCCGCUUCCUGCAGCCCCGCCCCACACUGCAGCAGCCGCCGCCCCUCAUCCGCCCCUCCAACCCCCUGCCCCCCCGCCUCAACCCCCGACCUCCCGCUCCGAUGACCCUCUGCGGCAACCCCGGGGGAUCAGGUCCGAGCUCCACCCAGCAGCCUCCCGGCCUGGCUGUCCACCAAUCAGAGACGGCCUCGUCUUCCUCCCACUAACAAACAUCAGAGUUUCUGAAGAAGAAAGUCUGAAGCUGCUGCGUUCAGGUCCUGUGGGAAAAUCUGACUUUAUUGUGCAAAACAGCUUUUCUACUCUCAACACACAUGAAUGAAACAUUUACACUAAACAAAACAAUCUUUGUUAUCUGGUGAACAUUUUUUUGUGUUUUAGGGGGUUGAAGUUCUUUCCCACAGGACUCGACCUGCAGUGUACCUGCUGGUUGAUGGACACCUGGUUUUAAAAUCUUUAAAAGAUUGUUGACCUUUUCAGUCAUUAACUAAUCCUCAGCAGACAUAUGGCGUCCCACAGGGUUCAAUCCUAGGUCCCUUCUUUUUCUCCAUCAGUUUGCCUCCUCUUCGACAUAAAACACAAACCGGUAAAGCAUUUCGAGGCCAGUGGUUUAGUCGCACUCAUGAGCUAAAUGAAUCUGACUUUGAUCAUUUCAUUGUUUUUGUGUCUUUAUCUUCCGGGGUUCACUACAUGUGUACAUUACUGCUGGAAACAAACAUACCUGCUCCCCUUUAGAUUAUAAUGACCUAUUGAUCUUUCCUGUAGUGCCACCAUCAGGACAAACUUUACAUUUUUAGUUCCACAGGAGACUAUUUUCAGCAGCGGAUUGAUCCGCAUACGGUGCUGUGAGUACUUGUGGCAGCAGGAUGGUGAAUAAAUAAUCUACAGUGUGUGUUCAUGGUGACGAAGGCUCACUGAUUUGUUUUAAUAGUUUUUGGACACAAUGGAGCUCUAUGGCACAGAGGAAUAUCAGGCUUCUGCAGUUUAUAUGAUUUGUGCUCACCCAAAAUGUUUGUGUAACAGAUGGAGAUUAAACUGAAGGCCUCAGUGUACGGUAGCAUUAACGUGUACAGUUUGAAUCAUUUGUAAUCUAUCCAAUCAGCCGUCAGUAACUCGUGACAAACAGCUGCUGCACGUUUGGUUUCACAGUUGAUUUGAUGUGUUUUAAAAACACUAAAGUUUCAGCCCCACCCCUUUUCCACCGAGGCAGUUUGAGGGCCGGUUCGGAGCCGGUGCCUAAUCUCAGACCAGUUCUUCACGUUUCGACAGCCAAAGAACCGAGUCUCCGCUAGAAAGUGGUUCCAAUGCAGCACUAAGACUUACUGUCCUAACCUCUUACAUCAGGGGCCAGGGGCCAGCCAGCUGUGUAUUUAUUCAUGUUAUUUUAUUGAUAACUAAUUUCUCACAUUAAUGUUAGAAAUGUAACUUUGAGCUAGUAUGCUAGCGAGCUAGCUAGCUGUUGGUCUAGCUAACAUUAUUCAAGCAAACAUGGUUACUAAUUUCUCAAAUUGAUGCUUUGGUCGUAACAUUGUUAAAAACUUUAAUGUUCAGGGUUCGUAACAUUGAUGUAAGAAAUUAGUAGCUAUGUUUGCUUGAAUAAUGUUAGCUGACCAACAGCUAGCGAGCUAGGAUAACUUUGGUAACAAUAGCUAAUGUUGGAGAUGUAAUGUAAUGACAUGGCUCUAUGGUGGCUCAUUAGCCUGUGGAAAAGCAAACCAGUGAAGGUUCCUGAGUGGAAGGAGCUCUGAACCGGCACCAGAACCACAACCAGCGCUGGGUUCUGGUUGGUGGAAAGGGGGUACCACCAGACGUCCUUCAGUUUGUGUAAAGUCCAGACGAUGUUCUCCGUCAGCCAAAUGAAAACUGUUCCUUUACCUGUUGGGUUGAAUUAUUUUCCACGUGUUGAAACAUUUCUUCGUGUGUGUUUUCGUUAUUUAUUCUUCCUGGUGCUACCACUUUGGACUUGGUGUUAAAAAAUGAUUGUGAAAGUGCUCUUAAUGCUUUUUGGACAAACAUGUAUCACUGCAUUAAAUGUAUCUGGAGCCACAGAGUCUCACCCGGUCCUUUGAGUUUCAGUACAACCUGUAAACUGUUGCUGUAAAGACGAAGCUGCUGAGAUGUUUCUGAGUUCUCAUUAAAAACUACAUUUGUACCAUCGGACCAGUUCUGUGUGUAAAAGACGAUUGGAUCAGACUGUGGAGGUUCCCCUAAUAAAGUCUGAUCGUAACGCUUAUUAUAA
Messenger RNA from Dicentrarchus labrax (European seabass), 4051 nucleotides. RefSeq names its product REST corepressor 3 (gene rcor3). Gene Ontology annotation, cellular component: histone deacetylase complex; transcription regulator complex. Gene Ontology annotation, molecular function: transcription corepressor activity. NCBI's taxonomy places the organism in Eukaryota, Metazoa, Chordata, Actinopteri, Moronidae. The record is from RefSeq and is a predicted model, not a curated record. The coding region runs from base 297 to 2021 and encodes 574 amino acids. Gene Ontology annotation, biological process: negative regulation of DNA-templated transcription; regulation of transcription by RNA polymerase II. The transcript has 12 exons.